GGGGGGGCCUGUGACAAACGGGCGCACGUGCAGCUGCCUCCCUCACCUCGUUUUCUUGGCGGGAGCAAGCAGCCUGGAGCCCUUGUCAAAAACGUCUGUGGUGGAAUCAAUAUUUGCCAGUCCAAGUCCACCGCUGCACGUUGCACGUAUCCCUAAUGUCCGGCGCUAAAAACCCACACAAGCUCACAUUCCGCUUCGGACCAUCAAAGGCCACACCUGGGCAUCUCGGCUCCAUCCAGAAAAUCAGCCACCACCGGCACCCAGCAGCAGCAGCGCCAGCCCAAACUCACGCAACCCACCCGCUCCACGCCUCCCACAUCGAGUGCCCCCCCCCCCAGCAAUUGUCGGUGUGCAAAAUAUUUGACCCACCGGUUGGCUGUCCUCACACCUCACCGUUGUCAGCCGCCCAACUCUGCGUCGCCAUGGCUCUGAACAGCGGUAGCCCUCGUCAUGGUGCUACGUCCGGCUUCUUGAGCGUGGCUGCUGACCUCUUUUGCAGCCGCGUGGGAGUGCAUGGUGAAGUGGGUCCGCAGACGACAUUUUACCUAUCUUCUUGUCCACAGAGGGUUACGUCUGUCAGCCGUGUUGCCAUGCCUUUACGCUCCCUCUCUCCCGAGCCUUCUCUACCACCUGGUUUCUUGAAACUCGUGAGAUUCUCGGCUAGAAAUCGAAGCCACAAGCACUCCAAGUUAAAUCUGUGACUAAACUCGUCAACUCUCGAGGGCUAAAGCGUAACAUGACGAAUGAUAGGCUCAAUAUAUAAUAUACAGCUAGCCGCCGUCGUCCUCCGGCACCGGAGUUCCAUAAUAACGUAAUCUCUUCUAUUAUUCAACCACCUGUUUGCCUGCCUCAACAGGCCAAGCGGCUUGUCUGGCUGCUCGCCACUGCCCCCGUCGCCAAUGCUGUCGUCCUCCUCUGCCAAAAAAAAAAAAAAAAAACGAUACUACUAGCCUGCUCUAGGCCAACGCUGAGUAGGGUCCAUGUCAUUGCCUUCGUCGCAUGAAUCGGGAGAUGUGGCUAUACCCAAUAUCGACUUGAGUUUCACUCAACUACGUCUCACCAAGUGGCUAGAACUCCGGGAUUGCUAUCCAGCACUGUGACUGGUGCCCAUCUCCCCACAUGAUAUUUGGGCGUCUAAUCUCGAAGGUGAAUAUCCUCCGUAGACCAUACAUUCUUCGGAACAGGCUCGGGUUCACAGAGAUACAUACAUGAG
Gaeumannomyces tritici R3-111a-1 is the source of this 1213-nucleotide messenger RNA. RefSeq lists its product as hypothetical. The record is from RefSeq and is a predicted model, not a curated record. The transcript has 2 exons. Lineage: Eukaryota; Fungi; Ascomycota; Sordariomycetes; Magnaporthales; Magnaporthaceae. Bases 156 to 701 code for a protein of 181 amino acids.